AUGAAAUCCAUCUUACCUGGGGAUAAAGACUCUAGUUCCUUCGAACUUCUUAGGAUGAGUGCAAUUCAAUUCACUUUCUUUCUCAACUGGGCAAUCGACGUUCAAAACAACCUUAACAGAAUACGAUACCAAUAUAGAUACGAUACCAAUAUAGAUACCAAUAUAGAUACCAAUAUAGAUACCAAUAUAGAUACCAAUAUAGAUACCAAUAUAGAUACCAAUAUAGAUACCAAUAUAGAUACCAAUAUAGAUACCAAUAUAGAUACCAAUAUAGAUACCAAUAUAGAUACCAAUAUAGAUACCAAUAUAGAUACCAAUAUAGAUACCAAUAUAGAUACCAAUAUAGAUACCAAUAUAGAUACCAAUAUAGAUACCAAUAUAGAUACCAAUAUAGAUACCAAUAUAGAUACCAAUAUAGAUACCAAUAUAGAUACCAAUAUAGAUACCAAUAUAGAUACCAAUAUAGAUACCAAUAUAGAUACCAAUAUAGAUACCAAUAUAGAUACCAAUAUAGAUACCAAUAUAGAUACCAAUAUAGAUACCAAUAUAGAUACCAAUAUAGAUACCAAUAUAGAUACCAAUAUAGAUACCAAUAUAGAUACCAAUAUAGAACCAAUAUAG
Messenger RNA from Psylliodes chrysocephalus, 621 nucleotides. The record is from the annotation of a GenBank genome assembly. NCBI's taxonomy places the organism in Eukaryota, Metazoa, Arthropoda, Insecta, Coleoptera, Chrysomelidae.